Molecule: messenger RNA, 4054 nt
Organism: Bemisia tabaci
Lineage: Eukaryota; Metazoa; Arthropoda; Insecta; Hemiptera; Aleyrodidae
Source: RefSeq, a predicted model, not a curated record
UCCAGUUCAAGAAGGAUAUCACCCGAAAAGCUAUCGCGUAAAUUUUUGUACAUUAUCUACACCCUUUUAUGAUUUCAAAAUCCCUCGUAACAUUCACGAUUCUCCAUUUUAAAACCUGAAAAACCCCUUUAUCUCCGCAAUCAUCACCACUUUCACUAAUUUGUCGUGUAAUUUAUGAAAAAAUUCGGAAAUAGUGAGGUUAUAUUUAUGUUUACGUUCUGUAAAACCACGCAAAGGUCCUUGAAAUCGUGUGAAACCGGUCUUGUUGAAUUCAAAAGUGCCCCCGGUACGUGCGGCUUGAAGCUGGAUGAUGGAGGGGUGGCAACCGGCCUGCGAGGGGUGCGGUUACCCCGUGGAUUUGGAGGUGGAUUUGCAGUGUCGGCGAUGCGGGAGUUUCGCGCAUUUCGAGUGUGCUGAGGUUGCCCCGGAAACGGAUAUCCGAAGCGCGGGGAUUCGGCCCGACGAAGAUUAUAACUGCUCCGUCUGUAGAUCAGAGAAUCAGUCCAUGGAUCGGCUGCGCUCAGGGCAUGGCCGACAGCUGAGCCAGACACGCCAAAGCACGAGCAACGCUAACCAUACCCAUAGCCAAAUUCCUAACCGCAGCCCUAGCCGAACAAGACACGGAAUAAGGCAAGCUAGGCAAAGUCACAGCACUAGUCCUGCUGGCCGAAAAAGGAGCCACGCUAGCCGCAGUGCUAGCCUCGCGGGUCAGGAGUCGAGACGAGCGAGUAACGAGAGGUCGGGAUAUAACGCUAGCUUGACGAGGUAUAAUACUAUAAGCAACAAACAACCGGGCGAGUACGGAAAAACGAGUGGAAAAAGGGUGACAAUUCGGGAAAGCGAAGAUAUUCAGAACUGGAGAAAUUACGACUACAUAGAGAAUGAAGAGAUUCCAAUUCCAAUGAAUCAGCAGCAUGUAUCCGAGCAGUUUCCUAUUCGACAGGGCAUUUUAUCACAACCUUGUUCUCGGGAGCCGUACGAAACAUUUCCGUGUGAUGACCCUAACGACACUUGGGAUCAUUUAUCUAGCUUCGCCACGCAAGAACCGCGUAUUUGUCACAGACCGGCAUUUAAUUCAACUAACCAGCCGCCAACAGGCUGCUCGAAGCAAGGGCAUUGGGCCUCAACACUACCUCACCAUGUGGAUCAACAGCAAAUUUACCCAAGGGUCCCACGACAAAAUUACCUUGGGAUACCACAACAAUGUCAUCUCGGGGUCACGCAGCAAUGUCACUUUAUUGCCCCACAACUGAACUACCCAGGGGCCUCUCAGCACCUAGGAGCACCAUGUUACCUAGGAGCUCAAACACCGGGUCGCCCUUUGGUAAAUGUCGAGGUUCGACCCGAUUGCCCGAUGCAAAUCGCGGGGAUGAACAGAUUUGAUCCGUUGCAGACUACCUGUCCAUGUGAGGGAUCAAGGGCAAGCCAGCCUAGGUUUCACUCACAACCACGCUGCAAAGACCAACACGGUGCUGAAAAUUGGUCGACGAGAGCUGAAUUCGGCUCAGCUCCCAGAGAGUUUAAAGACAGAACUGAAACGGCAAGGCCACCACACCGUGACACUGAUGUAGGAAAUAAGGAAACCGGAGAGAACAGUUCUCGAAUGGCGGACAACCACUACCAAGACGGAAUAAGGCCCUUAAGAUCGGGCUUUUCUCCCGGAACCCAAAGCCCACGGGUGGAUGAGUCACAGGAAAACAAUGGACCAGAAGCUGAUAUUGAUCGUGCGUAUUCGGAUCACCGCCGACGAUCUUGGAGCACUUCUAAUGACGUCAGCCGGAACCAAGGAGGGCACCAAGUAAGAGAGAAUAUAGGGACCUACAGUUCGGGACCACCGAUACCGACAGAAGGCUAUGAAACAGAACCUGGCUCUCAACAAAGAUGCUUUGAGCCUCUUCUCACCUCCACCAGAAUCGGUCACCGUCAUGGACGAAGCCAAAAUCCAAACACGAAUGGAUUCCCUUUGCAAAACGAAGGCUUUGCUCCGAGAGUAUAUGUUGAUCGCAGUUACUCGGAGCUCCCCACGGGACCUAGGAGAACCUCUAAUAGUGCACUGGAGGCGUACCGGAAUCAGUUCACGAGCAAUGUGGAUCAACCCGGCAAAAAGGGCGAUUCCGUCUGCGCGCGACGCAGACAGGCUAAAACGGACCCUUGUGAGACAUUUCAAUUCCAGAAAGAACCUGACCCAAAUCUCAUUCGCGGUGGUUCCAGUUGUGGCCUAGGAAUGAGGCCCUCGCGAUCGUUUUAUACAGAAACAGGACCCACCUCGACACCGAAUCCAUCAGGAUUGGGGCCCAUGCCACUGGAUUACGGAGGAAUGGGGCCCUGUCAACCGAUUCCCACGGAAAUUGGGCCCCCUACGCCAAAUUGCUCAGGAAUGCUCCCGCAAGAAAUCGGGACUGUGCAGGCGUCUUACGCAGAUAUGGAGUUCUCAGUGGUUGGGCCCUCAGAAUCGUUUUACCUGGGACUGCGAACCCCACAACCGGUUUGUAGUGACGGUCAAAACUGCUGUGCUGAUAAUCAAUCUGGACCCGCUGGAGGACGCAUGUCCAACGAAGAACAACCGCAAGAGACGAGGUCGAAGAUGGAGAUCUGCGAGGACCUGACGAAUGAGGCCAUCGAGACUUUGAGCAAGCUGAAGGAAGCUUCUUCCAAAGUGGCGAGUGAGGACACCAAAGAGGACCCAGAUUGCUCGGAGGUCCACUCCGUUGGCUCUGUUGGUUCCAUUGGUUCCGCUGGUGCCGACCGGUGCGCCGAGAGAGACUGGAUGGCUAAGCAGGCCCGCACUUACCGCCAACUCGACGAGAUCGCCGCCAAAAUCGCGGCCAUGGAGAAGAAACACGAACACUUACUCGACGAAUCAGGAGAGAAAUCCACGGUUCGGCGGCAGCGGAGCGUCCACUUUGCGUCCGACUGCGACGUAGACGAGAAUUUGAAGCAAAUAUCGGUCAAAUUGGACACGAUGGAAAACAAUCAGGUGACAUUGUCGUCCUCGUGGUUGCAACAGCUCAAAGGCUUCAAGGCAUACACCGAGGCCGUCCAAAUGCGACUCUGCAAUCUCGAGCAACGAACCCGGAUGCUGGAGGAAAAGGCGCAAGAUGCAAACCAUCAGACCAUCCACCGCGUCAUCCAGGGCAGAGCGGGUGGAUCCAGGACGGCCUCUGUCAGGGAUCUCGCGUCCCUCCAGGACCCCGCCCGCGUCUCCAGCCAUUCCCUCUGUUCCUCCGUCCAGGUUCAGAUAGAGGACUCUGUUCAAGGUCAAAACGGGGACUCCGCCCAAGGUCAGAUCAAAAACACCGUCCAAGGUCAGAUUGAAGACUCCGUCAAUGACUGCAUUAAAGACGAAGAAGGGAGCAUCGCUCUCAGCCUGGAGGUCCUCAUCGAGGAGUUCAAAUGUCUGGAAGAGGUGCGGCAGAACUUGCUCCGACAAGCACGAGAUAGAGGGGACUUUCAAUCUGAUCCGGCAAUGCAAGAGUAUUUGGACACGCUUUCCAAGUUCGAUGCCGGAUUGGUGGAAAUGCGCAAGCUCUUCAAGGAUGUCACGUGGCUCGUCAGGGCCGAUAUUGGCCAGGUCGCGCAGGAGAGAGAGAAGGCGCAGAACAUUGCCGCGCAACUUAAAAAUUUGCUGGAGGAAUUGGAAGUCUCCAGAAGUCGAACUGUAAAGGCCGUUCAAAAAGUGCCCGACAAGCUUUUCGAAGACAACCAGUGCCAAGUGCUUCUUGGCUCCUUCGAAGUUAGCUCCGAAAAGUCCAGCAAGAUAGCAAGGAAAAUGCUAGACGAGAGUUCUGCCACUGGUUCUCGUGAUCUUUUGGAUAUAAUUUAAGCUGAAAGUCUUUAAAUCACACAUUUUUGAAGAAAUUAUCUUGCUAAUCGUCAAUUUUCUCUUUUCAGGGGAAUCUUCAGCACCUAGGAGAAGCUCAAUAGUCUACCAAUCAAUUCAUAUUUUCUAGAUUUUAAGUCGUUUCCUGAGAAAUUCCAAGCACAAAUCAUUCCACAGCAAGAAAAAAGAAUUGGUAGAAUUUACCAUCCCGACACGCUUUAUUCCAUACAGCGU